Messenger RNA from Parus major (Great Tit), 1089 nucleotides. It is a transcript of the gene SKAP1, whose product is annotated as src kinase associated phosphoprotein 1. Gene Ontology annotation, molecular function: protein binding. Gene Ontology annotation, cellular component: cytoplasm; plasma membrane. Lineage: Eukaryota; Metazoa; Chordata; Aves; Passeriformes; Paridae. The transcript has 11 exons. The record is from RefSeq and is a predicted model, not a curated record. The annotation marks the transcript as partial.
CCUCCUCGCCGCCCCAGCGCCAUCGCGGCAAAUCCGGCUCCGCUGGGAAGGAAUCCCAUGGAUCCCGCGAUCCCAGAGGAGAUCCGGAGGCUCCUGGGAGAGGCCGAGGAUUUCCUGGCGUGGGUUUUGCGGGAGGAGCCGCUCAGCGCCGGGGCCCGGCGGCAGCGGGAUGCGAUCCUCGGCGCCUUCCAUCGCCUCAAAACCAGGUACCACCUGGAAUUCCCAUCCCGAGGAGAGGAUGAGCACGACAGAUGGGAUGGCUCCGAUGAAAAUCCCAGCUGGAAUUUUGGCCCUUCCCGGAUUUCCGAGGUCCCGUUCCCAGCAGAAUUCCAGGAUGAGGGUCUGGAGGAGAUCCCACGGCCUGUCCAGGAUUCCGGGAAUAUUUUGAAGCAAGGAUACCUGGAGAAGAGAUCCCGAGAGCCCAGCUUUUUCGGCUCCGAGUGGCACAAGCGCUGGUGCGUCCUCACCCGCCGGAGCUUCCUCUACUACGCCAACGAGAAAAGCAAGCAGCCCAAAGGCUCCUUCCCCAUCGAGCGCUACCAGGCCCACCUGGAUUCCCAGCUGCGGAAAGAUUCCCGGAAAAAAUGCUGCUUCCGGCUGCUCUGUCCUGGCAAACGCUCCCGGCAGUUCACAGCUCCGAGCCCGGCCGAGGCCCAGGAUUGGGUGGAGCAGAUCCGUUUCCUCCUCAAGGACCUGAGCUCCCUGACCAUUCCCUGUGACGAGGACGAGGAGGAGGAGGAGGAGGAGCUCUCCAGGGACCGGGACAGCUCCGAUUCCAUGAACAAUUCCCAAAAUUCCACCCUGAAUCCGGAAGAGCCGGAGCUGGAAGGCGACGACAUCUACGAGGUGUUGCCAGAUGAGGAGCCGGAGCCGCCAUUCCCUGAGGAUGAGGAGGAUUUCGGGAGCGGGGACGAAAAUUCCGACUGGGAUUACUCCAGGUAUUACCAGGGGCUGUGGGAUUGCCGCGGAGACAAUCCCGACGAGCUCUCCUUCCGACGGGGCGACCUCAUCCGCAUCCUCAGCAAGGUAGGAGCUGGAAUUUGGGGGGAAUUCUGGGGGGGAAUUUUUUGGGGAAUUUUCGGGAUUUUU